Knipowitschia caucasica is the source of this 1557-nucleotide messenger RNA. NCBI's taxonomy places the organism in Eukaryota, Metazoa, Chordata, Actinopteri, Gobiiformes, Gobiidae. The record is from the annotation of a GenBank genome assembly.
AUGAGUGUUUUUGGCUAUCGUCGGGAGCUGAGUAAGUAUGAAGACGUAGAUGAAGAUGAGCUGCUGGCCUCCCUCAGCCCGGAGGAACUGGCGGAAUUGGAGAAGGAACUUGCCGAUAUCGAACCAGACAUGAAUGUUCCCAUAGGUCUCAGGCAGAGGGACCAGACGGACAAAACACCAACUGGGACUUUUAGCAGGGACGCACUCAUGAAGUACUGGGAGAACGAGACGCGAAGGAUGCUGGAGGAUGAGAUUGGAGGAGGAAGUCCCAAACUGGAUGAAGAUGACUUCAAGGAAACAGAGACUGAAAGUGAAUGUGAAGAUGAGAAAGACAACGAAAACGAGAAAGAAGUGCCAAUGCACCAAAGGCCAACAGAGGAAUCAGAGGAAGAGGAGAAGGAGGAGGAGGAGGAGAGUGAUGAAGAGGAGGAGAGUGAGGAAGAGGAAAAGGCACCAGCUCUACUAAAACCCCAGAGGGUGGAGCCAAUGAGACUGACUCCGCCCCCACCUUCACGCAUCGAAAACUCAGCUGGAAACCCAACUGUAGUCGAUGAAGUUCUCCAGAAAGUCCUCAGCAACGACCCUGACGUGACAGACGUGAACCUCAACAACAUCGAUGACAUUUCACAGCAAACUCUGAUCCGGUUCGCUGAGGCGCUGCGGUCCAACUCACACGUGCGCACUUUCAGCGUGGCCAACACUAAAGCUGAUGACCCGGUGGCUUUGGCCGUAGCUAAGAUGCUGAGGGAAAACUGCUCCAUCGUCAGUGUGAACAUAGAGUCCAACUUUGUGAGUGGGAAAGGCGUGAUGGCCCUGGUGCAGGCCUUACCUGGCAACCACACCCUGACCGAGCUGCGCUUCCACAACCAAAGACACAUCUGCGGAGGACAGGUGGAGAUGGAGAUGGUGAAGAUCUUGAGGGAAAACCACACCCUGAUAAAGUUAGGGUACCAGUUCAAUCUGCCCGGCCCCAGGAUGAGUAUGACCGGGAUCUUGACCAGAAACCAAGACCGACAGAGACAGAAGCGUCUGGAGGAGCAGAGGCUGAGGCAGAGCCAGCAGGGAGCCACCGAGAGCGCUCUGAACCCCAGGACCUCUGCUCUGAAAGUUACACCGUGUCCAUCCCCUCGUAGUUCUCCUUGGUCGUCCCCAAAACUCAGCCGUCCUCCCGCACCUCCUCCUCCCCCGCCACCACCUCCUCCACCCCCACCUCCUCCACCUCCAGCACCCGUCCACAGCCAAAAGGGGAAAAAAGAGAAACCCACGCGCAUGAUUGCAGAAGUGAUCAAGGCGCACGAGGCUGGUGCUAAGAAGACCACGAAAGUGAAAGGGAAGAGGGGUAAGAAGGGAAAGUACAAAGACAGUGGUGCUGUGGAGGAGACCGGGAGCAUCCUGAAGGAGCUGAAGAACGCCCUGAGGCCCGUGGUGGAGCGCAGAGGGGAGGACAGCCGACCCUCCACACCUGUGCGCUCUGCCCACGAUCAGCUCAUGGAGUCCAUCCGAGGCAGCAACCUCUGUUCUCUCAAAAAGGUGGAGCUCCCCCAUCAUCUCAGAUAA